UAAACAAAUCAUCUUAUUAUCAACAUUGCUUGAAGGUUUCUGACGUUCGACUUUUUGUCAGAGCUAGUUAACAAAGAAAAACUUGCCUGUAUUUCACACUUUUUGUUCGGAGUUAAGCGACGGAUAUUGCUAGUGGGAAGCCAGACAGUGCAGAUAUGCCAUUUGAGGAUUUGGUUCAUUUUGAUGGCUGCUGUUUCCCGCCUUUUCCACCGCUAGCAGCCGAUGCUAAAAAACACCUGGAAGCGCUACGUAACAUGAAAACUCGAGAAGAUGAUGUGCUUAUGAUAACGUUUCCCAAGUGUGGAACCCAUUGGGUCUGGGAGAUAAUUGUUAUGCUUCUUCAAGGAAAACCAGAGUACCACCCUCUCACCAGAGAGCACGUGUUCCUGGACAUGAUAAGUGACCUGUCCUCUCUAGACAAACUGCCCUCCCCCAGGGUGUUUAAUUCCCAUAUGCCCUACCGGUGGUUACCACAGGAGCACUUCCGGUCAGGGAGAAAAAUUGUCAACGUCAUCCGAAAUCCAAAAGAUGUGGCGGUGUCGUGGUACUGUCAUUGGCACUCGUCCAACGAACUGGGGUGCGGAUCUGUGUCUUGGCAAGAAUUUUUUGAAGAAGUAGUGUUAGGACAAU
This is a messenger RNA of Saccostrea cuccullata (small rock oyster), 630 nucleotides long. Its product is annotated as sulfotransferase 1A3-like. Lineage: Eukaryota; Metazoa; Mollusca; Bivalvia; Ostreida; Ostreidae. Gene Ontology annotation, biological process: sulfation. The transcript has 3 exons. The annotation marks the transcript as partial. Gene Ontology annotation, cellular component: cytoplasm. The record is from RefSeq and is a predicted model, not a curated record. Gene Ontology annotation, molecular function: sulfotransferase activity.